This is a messenger RNA of Rhagoletis zephyria (snowberry fruit fly), 7635 nucleotides long. The record is from RefSeq and is a predicted model, not a curated record. Lineage: Eukaryota; Metazoa; Arthropoda; Insecta; Diptera; Tephritidae.
AUGGAUAAUUUUAGUGAUGUUGAAUCCAAAGACUCAUUCGAAUGUCGCAGCAUACUAGACGCCUUCAGAAAACAAACUAUCAAAGCGUACGAUAUAAAACAAUUAUUAGAAGAGCGCUAUGCUAUUUUAUCAGGUGGCAGAGAUCUUAGAGGGGGGCCUGUCAUUUUCUUCCCCUCCAGGCAACCGACAGAUAAGUUUAACAUCGAAAACCUGAAGAUUAUCAUCAACUACUUUUCCACAAUUCCAAGCGAUGAGUCAAAAGCGCUUGAGUUCUGUGUCGUUAUUGACAUGCGUGGGACUACCUGGUCCACCAUAAAGCCAAUUUUGAAAGUAUUAGAUGAGAAUUUUCCUGGGAAAAUUCACACAACAUAUAUUAUAAAGCCAGAUAACUUUUGGCAGAAGCAACGAACUAGUCUUGGAAGCGCCAAAUACAAGUUUGAGACGUUAUUGAUAUCCGUGGACUCUAUAUCAAAGUACAUCAACCUUUCCCAGCUAAGCAAUGAAAUCGAAGGGGGCAGCUAUGCAUACGACCAUACAAACUGGAUCAACUCGCGAGUUGCCAUCGAGUCGUUUAUGGAGCGAAUUGCCAAGGUGUACUGCAUCAUGCUCGGUAUGAGAGAGGAACUUAAAAAGAUUACCUUUUCAAAUGACUUGAACUACAUCAACAAUGCCAUUGAGGAGCACAAGAUAAUGAAAAAGAAAAUCUCCGAAAUUCCUGUUGAUGAGGUUGAUUCUGAAGCGCAACAACUACUUGCUAAGCUGAGCUUCUUUAUGCACGACACAAACUUGCACUUUCUAAAGCAGAACAAAUCCUACAAUCGUGAAAUUCUGGCCAAUAAGUUCCUCAAUCCUGAUGUCGAAACGGCCAUUUCAAAGAUUUUUCAAAUUGUCAAUGAAAUUCAUCAGUGCCGGCAGAAUCUCCUCCACCUGUGGAAUAUGAAGAGGAUCAAGUACGAGCAGCACCUGCAGCUGCUGCUCUACGAGUCAGACGCCAAUAAGAUGCUGGAGUGGCUAAUGAACAACAAGGAGAUCUUCAUGCGCAGCUUCAUCGUCAUCGGCAACACCGUCAAUGACAUAAAGGAGUUGCAGGAGAAGCACGGCGAGUUUGCCACCGCCUCGGUGAACGUCUACAUGAACAUCACCAAACUGCAGCACGUGGCGAGCAACAUGAUCGAAGGAGGGCACAGCUCGGUGGCGCUGAUCAACCAGAUCACCUCGCAGCUGGAUCGUUCCUGGAAGGAGUUCGCCUCCAUUCUCGACCAGCGCAAUAUUCUCCUCUCCAUUGCCUCAACGUUCUACAACAACGUCGACGACUACACCAAACAGGUGAACACCUUUCGUUCGCUAUGUGAUAACCAAAACCUGUACUCCUUUCAGUGUCACGACGUGACAGAAUUGGAGUCUUUAGUCAAGAAAAUUCAGUCAUUUUACGAUAAGCUGUUCUUCCUCUACAACGAGUGCAGCUCUACGAGCAAAAAACUGGUCACACAGAUGGAACUUCUCUACAAGAAGUACAGUGAGAACAUUUCGAAAAAUCUUGAAAAUUUUGCUCAUCAGUUUUGCCGUGAUUACCGCGAAAGUAUAGGGACCAUUAUGUCGUUGGUGCAGAAUCUUCAACAGAAUCAGCAGAAUCUCGACACUCUUUGGCACUUCAGGAAGGUGAAGCUCCACCAGAGGCUGGCAUUGGCGUUCUUUCAGGACGACGUUCGCCAGGUUCUUGAGUGGAUCAACAAUCACGGUUAUGGCUUUCUCAAUAAGAAUCCAGGAGUGGGCAAGAACUUGUCCAAAGCUAAAAUACUACAAAAAAGUCAUACUCACUUUGAGUCCGUCGCUAAGAACACGUACACUAAUGCGGACAAACUUCUUGCGGCCGCUGAAGAGCUGGCACGAACUGGGGAGUGUAACUCGGAGGAGGUCAGCGAGGUGGCCAGACAGCUGCAAACACACAUCAGCAAUUUUGCCAAGCGGGUAGAACAUCGACGAAACAUACUCAACUUAUCAGUCCUCUUUUACACCUUCGAUAAGGACAUUCACUCGCACAUUGCUGAGUUGCGCACCCAGGUGUGCACAUCACCGGUUCAUGUGCCGGAGAACAAAGACACCAUUGAGACGAAGAUUAGUAAGUUAAUUUACGAGCGCAACCUGAUCAAAAGCACAAUUGAUAAUGCCAUCGCCAAAGGAACGGUGCUGCUGAAUGAGCUGAAGAACUACAGCGCCUACCAGGAGAAGUUUGAGUUCUCGGAAGAGUCGUACCACUCACUAUCUUCUUCAAUCACCACAGUGGAGACAAACAUUGAGAAGUUGAAAUGCCUUCUGCCUGAAUUUGAGGAUCUGUGCAAUAGUCAGCAUUAUAAGCAUGGGAUUUGCCUUAAAAUACGAAUGUACGAAAAGGACGCUCUGAACAUCUCCUCUCAAAUUGAAAAGUGGUCUGUCGAUAUUCAAAAGGAAAUGAUGUACCACGAUGAAUCGAAGCAGUUUCACUUUAGUAUCAACGACGUGCAAACCUUUGAAACUGCUUUUGCCGCAUUCAAUGACAAGUUCAGUCGACUGCAGCGAGCUGUAUUUGAGACUAUUCACGCUGGACAAGAGUUGAUUCAGAUGAUUGAGUCGUGUAAUUUCCGCUUCAUGGUCAGCAGCGAACAGUCAUCACGUGAUUUGCUUCAAAGCGUUAUCAAGUUUUUGCAGGAAAAGGAAAUGGACAUGGAAGAGCUUCAUGAACUGAGACGCAAGCAGCUCGAGCAGAUCAUUCAGUUUGGCCACUUUCAAAUUAAUGUUGAGCAAAUUUUAAACUGGAUCAGAAAUGGAGAGUCCAUGUUUAAGAGCUCCUUUUACAUACCAAUUUCACUUCAAACUGCCGAAAACUUAAAAGCUGAUCACGAGCAAUUUCAGGAAGCUAUCGAGAAAACCCAUUGUCGUGCCAUAUACCUUCACCAAAAAGCCGAAUCUCUUGUGCAGGCAAACCACAACCAGUCGGGCACAAUUCAAAUGAUCUCAAAUGACUUGUCACAAAAGUGGCAAAGCCUAAUGUCUCAUGCUGAAGAUCGCCACAAGUUGGUGUUGACGUCUAUUAGCUUUUUCAAAACAAUCGAACAAGUAUGCUCAGUACUUAACAGUUUGCAGAAUGAGUACAAACGGGAAGAGGACUUUUGCGGGGCGAAUCGGCGAAGCAUAACCAGUGAAAGCAUAAAAAGUUUUGACAACUCUGACGAGAAUGCUCUUUCUUGUCAGAUUUCUAAGCACCAAGAGCAGAAGGAAUCAUUUCUUAAAGCCUGCACUUUGGCUAGAAGAAAUGCCGAAAACUUUCUAAAGUACAUUGCUCGCUGUAUUCAAUACUACUCAAAUGACUCCAGUACUGCCUAUCAGAAUGCAGAGAGCCGCAUCAAAACGAUAAUGGAGGACCUGUUGAAGCAGGAGAACAUUGUUCUUGGCUUUUGGGCAGAGAAGAAAAAGCGAUUAGAUCACUGCAAACAGUACAUUUUGGUAGAGCACAGCUCAAAGCAGGCACUGAAAUGGAUCAACGAGACCGGAUUUCCCUUUAUUGAAAAGAAAAAGUCUACACUCAGGGAGGACUGCUCGAAAGAGCAGCUAGAAGAGCUUCUCCGAGAGUUUGAUAACUUCAACCAGUACCUCAAUGAAUGCAAAGAAAAGGUUCUGCUCCUGGGUCAGCUGGCUGAUAAUUUAAUUGAAAAGGGGCACUCACAUGAAGGCGCCAUCAAGAAGUGGGUUUCCUAUGUGAAACAAUCGUAUCGAGACUUUUACAAGGAAUUGGACCACUACAAGAAUUCUUUAAAUGAAAAGCUGUGUUUAUACUCAGACAAAAUCGAUCGCCAAAUUAAGCUAGAUCAUGAUGCGAAUUCCAACUUAAAGGAGGGCGCUGAAAGUAAUGGCAGCUCGGUGAGUGAUAUCAUCGGACAGAGUGGUGAAAAUCGUAAAUCAGUUCGCAAGCGCGAUUACAUCAUGGCAGAACUGUUGCGCACUGAAAAGACCUACGUUGAAGAUCUUAAGCUGUGCAUUGAUACAUACUUGAAAGACUUUAGAACUUGUGAUAACUUGCCUGCCUCUCUGGUGGGCAAAGAAAGCCUACUUUUUGGAAAUAUUGAGCAGAUAUACGAAUUUCAUCACAGAAUUUUUCUGAAAGAACUGGAAAAGUACGAGCAAAUACCGGAAGAUGUUGGUCACUGCUUUCUAACGUGGGCUGCCAGUUUUGAUAUUUACGUCAAGUACUGCAAGAACAAGCAGGAUUCAAACUACCUUCUCGUGCAGUACGGUGGCCUUUAUUUCGACGACAUCCGUCGCUCCAAUCCAGUUCUACAUCCAAUUGACGCCUACCUUAUAAAGCCAGUUCAGCGCAUUACCAAGUACCAGUUGCUGCUCAAAGAUCUGCUGUCCUGCUGCGACGAAGGACAGGAGGGCGAGAUUAAGGACGGCCUGGAGGUGAUGCUACGAGUGCCAAAGAAGGCCAACGAUGCCAUGCAUUUCAGCAAUCUCGAGGGCUGUGACAUUUCCACGGACAAGCUGGGCGAAGUCAUUCUGCAGGAUGUCUUUGUGGUCUUUGACUCAAAGUCACUACUGAAGAAAGGCCGAGAACGCCGGCUGUUCCUCUUUGACAUGUACCUCGUCUUCUCCAAAGAAGUUCGUGAUAGCAGUGCAAAGUCAAAGUACAUCUACAAGAACAAGCUGAUGACCAAUGAGAUUAACCUGACGGAGAACAUUGACGGCGAUGAGGUCAAGUUCUCCAUUUGGACGGGGCGACUGUCACACAUGUCCGACUUUAAGGUGACCCUCAAAGCGCAGAGUGUAGAGGUGAAGCAAGCUUGGGUGAAGAAGUUGAAACAACUCAAACACGACACCUUUCUCUACUCGACGCUCAAUCAGUUCAAGUCUUCGAAAAAUGCUGUCAAUUCGACGAAUUCCACCAAAAGCUCUCACACCACCAGCAAUCGCACUAGUCGUGAUUUGGACGAUAUCGCGUACGACGAGCUUGCCAGUGCUGACCACCACGAACGAAGCUCCCUCGCCUCAUUCAGCUCGGGAAAUACCACUGACAGCGACAAGAUCAACUAUGAAUACGCUUGGGUGAAGGAAGACUUUACAGUCGACAAUAUUGCCACUCUGCCGAGUACCGCUUUCGGAAGCUAUCUGCCCGUCUGUGUCGGGCAGAGAGUGGAAAUCCUCGAAGGGAAACUUGCAUCGCUGCCAGAACUGUGCCUGGUUCGACUUUCAAACAGCCAGUCGGAUGGUUUAGUUCCCACCAGCAUUCUACGGUAUCCGCUGAAGACAUCUAUCAUGUCACUGAAGUCAUCUCUGGACUCGGAAGAUAAUAACGCCGUUUUUGCCGAUGGUGCCGGUGGUAAUCUUGAGAACAACUCCAAUAAGAAGCGCGGCGUCUUCAAGAAAUGGAUAACCAAUCCAGUGAGAAAACUGAGUCAAAGCAAAGUGGACAAAGCAUUCCAAGGUCCCACUGCAGCGGCGGCAAGUACCACCACUAAGACGUCCAGUGUGGGUACGGCCACAACGACAACGACGACGACCACCACCACGACCGUGGUGGCAGCUGCGCCAGAAGCACCUCCGCCAACGCAUACAUCGCUUUCUAAACUUAACGACAUUGAGCCGAAUCACAAAUCUGCGUUUGAGAGCACCCAAAUUGGCGCAUCUAAAGCAGUGGCUACUACUACUACCGUUACUGCAGCAGCUGCUACUGCGAGUGGUGUUAGCGCUGUUGCAGUCGCCAGCACAGCCGCAACCAACAACGCGCAAUCAGUGACUACACCUGCGGACGCCACCGAGGAGGAUUGUGAUAUUGUUGAGAUCGAUAUACCUCCGCCUAUGGAGAUACAGGAACACAGCUACCAGAGCAUCAUGUCUACCCCUAGUGACUCAAUUAAGGACGGUGAUAAGGUUGAUGAUUUGAUGCAAAAUCUGACUCUAGAUAAGAAGGAUGCUGCCAGCACGAGUACACCGCAACCAGUUGAAGGAACCGAAACGCCUCCAGAAGACCCGCUGAUGGAGGAGCAAAAUGAAAAGGAGCAGGCAAUGGCUAAGCGGGCGUAUGUUCUUAAGGAGCUCGUAGACACCGAGAGAGAUUACGUGAACAACUUGGGCUUGAUUGUGGAGGGCUACAUUAAAGCGCUUAGAGGGGAAACGAGCGAUGUGCAAGUUCCGGAAGACUUGAAGAACGGCAAGGACAAAAUUAUUUUUGGCAAUAUUGAAGCGGUUUAUGACUGGCAUAAAGACUACUUUUUGCCUGAAAUUGAAAAGUGUCUUGAAGAGCCUGAAAGAUUAGGGAAAAUUUUCCGAAAAUACGAACGCCGACUGAACAUGUACGUGGUGUACUGUCAGAAUAAGCCCAAAUCCGAGUACAUCGUCUCAGAGUACCUCGACACGUUUUUUGAGGAUUUACGUCAGAAACUAGGUCACAAGUUGCAGCUUCCCGAUUUGCUGAUUCAGCCCAUUCAGCGCAUUACCAAGUACCAGCUUCUACUUCGUGACAUGCUCAAGUACACUGAACGAGCAGAGCUUACCAAGGAGGCAGAAGACUUGCGGAAGGCAGUUCACAUAAUGCACGUCGUGCCAAAGACUGCCAACGACAUGAUGAUGGUCAGCAGGUUGCAGAACUUUGAAGGCAAAAUUUCAGCUCAAGGAAAGCUCCUUCAACAAGGGCUGCUCAUGGUGGCGGACGUGAUGAUGAGCGGCGGCAGUGUCAAUCUCAACUACACCUCGAUCAAACUCAAGGAAAGACAGGUCUUUCUCUUUGAACAAAUCAUCAUCUUCAGCGACGCAGUCGGCCAGAGGACGCAGUUCUCCAAUCCGAACUACCUGUACAAGAACCACCUGCAGGUGAACAAAAUGUCACUCGUCGACAAGAACGACUACCUCGACGAGGGCAAGUUCAUCCUCCGCUCAAAGGACCCCCAGCAGGAGGGGCUGGCCUUCCUCUGCGAAGGCCUCACCAAGGAGGACUCGGUGGAGUGGGUGUCCAGCAUUCGCGCCAUCCUCGACACGCAGCUCGACUUCCUGCGAGCCCUCCAGUCGCCGAUUGCAUAUCAGAAAGAGCUGACCAAGGAAAUUUCUGCGCCAGAACUUAACACUUUGUGGAACCCCUCUUUACGAAAAACGCUCUCGCAUCCUUCGGCAGUGCACAAAGAUAAAGAGUUCUUCAAGUCAAAGCUCAUUCCUUCGUCACUGGGCAGCACCCACAGCUCCAAAUCAGUGCGCGUCUCGAACAAAGCCAAAGAGAAGCACAAACCCGGCAGUGCCCCGCCAGCUGCCGAAUGCCCACCGGAGCCGCCGGCCACCACCACCGAACGGCGAAAGAGUCCUCUGGCAGGCGUCGCCGGCCUGGCCUGCACCGGUCUGAAUCAGGCCCCUGAGCCUCGGAAUCUGGUCAGUCCCUCAAAGCUAACUAAAAAGUCCUUCAUUGAUGGCUUCAAAAAUUCACUCAAAAUGAAGCGGACGGACUUUCUCAGCGAACUUGAGCCUUCCUCUUCAUCCUUAUCUAAUUCUAGUCACAGCUUUGAUGCGGCCACCAUUAAGAAGUCCUCGCUGACGAAUGACUACCUAACCCGAAUGAACACAUCCAUCAGGCGCUGGUCGGAGAGUACACCGCGACAAACAAAGAACAAUGAAAGCUAA